This is a messenger RNA of Hirundo rustica (Barn swallow), 3295 nucleotides long. It is a transcript of the gene ARSK, whose product is annotated as arylsulfatase family member K. Bases 2 to 1738 code for a protein of 578 amino acids. NCBI's taxonomy places the organism in Eukaryota, Metazoa, Chordata, Aves, Passeriformes, Hirundinidae. The record is from RefSeq and is a predicted model, not a curated record. The transcript has 8 exons.
CAUGGGAGUUGUAGGCCGCAGUGAGCGGGUUGCGUACGACCGGGUCGAGCCUUACGCUGUGGCCAGAGCCCCAGAAUCUCUUUUCGGAGCUGCUGCUCCUCUCCGUUCGGGAUCUGGGGGCCAAGGUGGCGGGACGAUGCGAAAUGGCGGGCCGUUGGGGCGAGCCGGGCUGGCGCUACUCCUCAUGGCUGCCGGGGCGGGAGCGAGGCCGCCGCCCGCCGUCCCUGGGGAUCAGCCCCGAUGUAACGUGGUGCUGGUGGCUUGCGACUCCUUGGAUGGACGCUUGACAUUUUUUCCAGGAAAUCAGACUGUGGAUUUACCUUCCAUAAAUUUUAUGAAAAGGCAUGGCACUGUCUUUCUCAAUGCCUACACCAAUUCUCCAAUUUGUUGUCCUUCCCGCGCAGCUAUGUGGAGUGGUCUUUUCACUCAUUUAACAGAAUCUUGGAAUAACUUCAAAGGUCUAGAUCCAGAUUAUGUAACAUGGAUGGAUCUCAUGGAGAAGCAUGGCUACCGUGCGCAGAAGUUUGGGAAACUGGACUUUACUUCUGGACAUCAUUCAGUUAGUAACCGUGUGGAAGCUUGGACUAGGGAUGUUAACUUCCUGCUCCGACAAGAAGGAAGACCCAUGGUAAAACUUACAGGCCACAGGAAGCAGUUUAGAGUGAUGGAAACAGAUUGGCGGACUACUGAUAAAGCAGUAAAUUGGAUAAAGGAAGAAGCUGUUAAUUUUACUCAACCAUUUGUUCUUUACUUGGGACUAAAUUUACCACACCCAUAUCCAUCGCCCUAUGCAGGAGAAAAUUUUGGAUCCUCUACAUUUUUAACAUCUCCCUAUUGGCUUGAAAAGGUAAAUUAUGAAGCUAUUAAAAUACCCAAGUGGUCUUCUCUUUCAGAGAUGCAUCCAGUAGACUAUUACUCAUCGUACACCAAGAAUUGCACAGGAGAGUUUACAAAGGAAGAAGUGAGAAAUAUUAGAGCAUUUUAUUAUGCUAUGUGUGCAGAGACAGAUGCAAUGCUGGGUGAGAUUAUUUCAGCUCUGCGAGAUACUGGACUUCUUGGAAAAACAAUCAUUAUAUUCACUGCAGAUCAUGGAGAACUUGCUAUGGAACACCGUCAGUUUUAUAAAAUGAGCAUGUAUGAGGGAAGUUCCCAUGUUCCUCUUUUAGUUAUGGGCCCAGGUGUAAGAGAACAGCAGCAAAUACCAAAUGUAGUAUCUCUUGUGGAUGUAUAUCCUACUAUGCUUGAUAUAGCAAGAAUUCCUGUCCCACAGAACCUCAGUGGAUAUUCUCUUAUACCGCUGCUACAUGAAAAAGCUGAGAGUGAAGCACCACCCAGAGGACGUCGACCCUCCUGGGUACUGAGUGAAUUCCACGGGUGCAAUGUGAAUUCCUCUGUGUAUAUGCUGAGAACUGGCAAGUGGAAAUACGUCACAUACUCAGAUGGCUCUUCAGUACUGCCCCAACUCUUUGACCUUACUGCUGAUCCAGAUGAGCUUACAAAUGUUGCCAUAAAAUUCCCAAUGACUGUAAACUCCUUGGACAAAAUACUUCGCUCUAUAGUAAACUAUCCAAAGAUUUCUUCUUCUGUUCAGGAGUAUAACAAACAACAGUUUAUCAGCUGGAAACAAAGUUUGGGUCACAAUUACUCAAGUGUUAUUGCAAACCUUAGAUGGCAUCAAGACUGGUUAAAGGACCAAAAAAAGUAUGAGAAUGCAAUUGACAAGUGGCUUGGUAAGUAGAUACAGACAACAUUGAUUUCAUUUGAAUGAGGAUAUAUUAAUAUUAUGUAUUUGUAAUAUUAUGCUGUAUUUCAAGUUUUAAAAUUAUUUUACUAUAUAAUGUAUUGAAAGUAAAGAUUCCUGAACUAUUACUGCUUUAUGUCAGAAAGCCAAGAGCACCACAACAAAACUAGAGUUCUAAAUGUUACUGUUCUGUAAGUGUAAGUGUAUAUAGAAAGGGUAGUAUGCAAAUACUAAUUGUGUGUAUGGAAUAUUUAGCUGAUUGCAGAAGUACAGAGUAUUAAGCAUUUGAACUCAACAGGAACUUCCAUUUAUAAGGAAAAGCAAGAAUUAGAAAAUCUAGUGGAGUAAAGUACCAGUUACAGUGCAAUUUGCUGUGUGUAUUAUAAGUCUAGAUUGAAUACACAUUCAUCCACUUUAGAGAAUCUAUAGCAGUUAAAAUAUAAUUAAAAACUGGUACAGGUAACCAGUACAGGUUGGAACAUAGAAUUGGUUUAUGCAAGUACUGAACUAUAUCAGCAUUCCUGUGUUACAUGUGAUUAACUCCCCAUGUUUUCAAGGUCUGCCUGCUAAUUUCUUCCUUCUGGAUCUGGUACUUACCACUCCCCGCUGUUUAAAAUUCCAUAAUAUGCAUAGGCUCGUAACUGAACAUACGUACAAGUGAAGGAGAAUCUGAUCUCUGGUUAUCAUCAUAAAUUUAAAAAAACCCAAAACAACAACAAAAAACAAACACAAAAAAAAUCCUCUUGACAAACCUAUGAGUAGAGAAAUUCUCUGGAAAAUGAUAGUGUGAUUUGCAUAACAUAAAGUAAAAACUGCUUGAAUGCAGUUGGAUUCUGCAUGUAAAUGCUUUAAUGCACAUCAGUGAGUGGAGAACUGAAACCUAAAAUAUACACAGAGGAGACACAGUUGAAGUUUGCAGGAAGAGUUAAGACAAAUACUAUUUCCCAUUUUUUCAGUGACCUGCUAAAAAAAGUGUAGUUUUGGACGUAAGAUUUAGGUAACAACUCUUCCACUUAAGGGUAUAUGUAAUUACAGUAGUGCUUAGGUUUGCUAAUUCCCAGUCACCAUCAUUGCUGCUAUAGUACCAGUUCGGAAUUACAUUAUACUUCAUACAUAAAAUGUUCUCUUAAAUCCAUUAUUAAAUGCUCAGUAGUAGCAGCAAGCCAGUAAAAAUAAACAUAAAAAUGAGACAUAUUUUCUGAUGGCUACACACUUACUUCAUGAGCAACUUGCCAUGCAGACUUAAAAAAUCUUGAAACCCAGUAGCACAUGCCAUUAUAAUUCUUAUUAAAAUGAGUUCAGGUACAGUUGAAAUUGCUUAAACAAAAUAAAUGGGCUGUAUAAUCAGAUUAAGUAUUUAUAUACAUAUGAAAGUUUGUUCAGGAGAAAAAAGAGUAAAGAAAUUCCCUCACUUUCCAGAGGUCUGGACGGAAUGCAGUAUAUUGUCCAAAAUGGAAUAAAAUAAAAUUACGGUGAACUGGAUUUGUUUUGUAUGUGUGCUUUUUAAUGACUGAAUGUUUAAAAUGUAGGGAAAUUGUAUUUUGUCAGUUCUGU